Molecule: messenger RNA, 2267 nt
Organism: Oncorhynchus keta (chum salmon)
Lineage: Eukaryota; Metazoa; Chordata; Actinopteri; Salmoniformes; Salmonidae
Product: transmembrane protein 151A-like
Source: RefSeq, a predicted model, not a curated record
CUCACUCUGAAGGAAACAGUCUCGAGCCCCACCUGCGCGUAGGACGAAGCCAAGAAGGGGCUGGCUGUUAUCACCGCACAGAAGCACAGAGUAACACUAACCGACGUUGAUGUCAUUGUUAACGGAAGACAUCUGGGCUUUGUCUAAUCUAUGCUAUGAGGUGAAUGAAUCAAACCAUGGAAGGCGUGAAGAAUAACCGAGAGGCACAGGGUAAAUUAACUCAUUGGAUCCGGAUAGAGGCAACGUUCAGUCAGCGUGGAUAAUGCGCAUUUGCUGCAGGCUCUACUGUCAUCACUACAGUGUGACCGGAUCUCGACCGGCGACGGAUGGGUUGAUUCCCGCCGCGCCGAGGAGGUGGUCCCAGCCUCCGGCACGGGCCGCCGCUCCCGGGGUGGGCCCCCAUCCCGAGGUGGGUCCCCAUCCCUGGUCCCGUUAACCGUAGGGCUAACGGGAGGGCGUGUGCCAGGGGAAAGCAAAGAGAGAACAUGCAGACGGAGGUGCCAGUAGCCCUACCGCCGGAGAUAGGAGAGGAGACAAUAGCGGACGGGGCAGGGAGAGCGGAGACAAUAGCGGACGGGGAAGGGAGAGACGAGACCACAGCAGACGGGAAUGGGAGAGAGGAGACCACAGCAGACGGGAAUGGGAGAGAGGAGACCACAACAGACGGGAAUGGGAGAGAGGAGACCACAACAGACGGGAAUGGGAGAGAGGAGACCACAGCAGACGGGAAUGGGAGAGAGGAGACCACAACAGACGGGAAUGGGAGAGAGGAGACCACAACAGACGGGAAUGGGAGAGAGGAGACCACAGCAGACGGGAAUGGGAGAGAGGAGACCACAGCAGACGGGAAUGGGAGAGAGGAGACCACAGCAGACGGGAAUGGGAGAGAGGAGACCACAACAGACGGGAAUGGGAGAGAGGAGACCAUAGCGGACGGGAAUGGGAGAGAGGAGACCAUAGCGGACGGGAAUGGGAGAGAGGAGCAGCGUCCCCUCCAGAAGUCCUAUGCCGCCUCUCUGUGUCGUGAGUCUCACUGGAAGUGCCUCCUCUUGACUCUUCUCAUGUACGGGUGUUUCGCCAUGCUGGGUUGGUGUGCAGUGUGCCGUGUGCCUGUCCUGGGCUCCGGGGAGCACGUGGUCGUCUCGGCUACGGCUGCCACUACCGCCGCCUCCUCUGGCUUGCCUCAACUACACCUUGACAGCCCAUGUUCCAGUGGUUAUGUGUAUAUUCCUCUAGCCUUCCUAGCUAUGCUGUAUGUGGUGUAUCUAGUGGAAUGCUGGCACUGUUACUCCAAGACCGCCAUUUUGGCUCAAGCGGAGACUGCAGAGGUGUAUGAGCGUGUCACAAAGCUCCAGCAGGCCACUCCCUGUAUCUGGUGGAAGGCCAUCAGUUACCACUACGUCAGACGGACCAGACAGGUGACCAGGUAUCGCAACGGAGACGCUUAUACCACCACACAGGUGUACCAUGAGAGGGUUAACACCCACGCCUCCAGCUCUGAGUUUGACUACGGUCGCCACCGGGUUAAAGACGUCUCCAAAGAGCUCCAGGGACUUCAGGAGCAUCCAGCUGUCAGGCUCCGCUUCACCAAGUGUUUCAGUUUCGCCAGCGCCCGUGCGGAGGCUGCAUACCUCACCCAGCGAGCACACUUCUUCGGAGACAACGAGGGUCUGGACGAUUACAUGGAAGCGCGAGAGGGGAUGCAUCUAAAGAACGUGGAUUUCCGGGAGCAUAUCCUGGCGUUCCCGGACCCGACCCGGCAACCGUGGUAUUCGACCCGGGUCUUCUGGUUAGCUUCAGUGUUCCUCUUCUCCUGGCCGCUCCGGGUCGUGUCGGAGUACCGCACGGCGUACGUACACUACCACGUGGAGAAACUGUUCGGAGAGGAGACGAUCCGUGAGGACGGAGGAGCGACGGAAGAGGGCGCCAACGGCGGGUCGAGCUACAGAGCGAUAUCGCGGGUGAACACGGUGGACAUGACGGAGCUGGAGUGGCAUAUUCGCUGUAAUCAACAAAUGGUUCCUUCGUUCGAAGCUCUUCUCAUGGACUUGGAGAGAGAGAAGCUGCCCCCGGUGCCGGAGAACCACGUCCAGCUCCAGCCUACCGUCAGGCUAAGGGCACCGACAGGGAAUCAAGCUCUGCUGAACGGCACCGUGGCUGCGAUGAGGGUGAACGGCGUAGGGGUGGCGGGGGAGGGCAGGGGAGGAGGAGGAGGAGGAGGAGGGAGGUUAGUGUUGAGUCGUAGUGGGUUCUCUCUAGGAGACUAG